GGUCAAAACUUCCUUCGUUACUUGGAAGAUUUGUUUGGUGGUCCAAGUCAAUUUGAGCCAUUCUUCCGAACUUACUUGGAAAAAUACAAAUACAAAUCGGUCGUUACGGAUGAUUUCAAGGCAACGCUCUAUGAAUAUUUCAACGGUAAGGCCGAUGAUAAGUUGGCUCAAAUCGAUUGGGAUACGUGGUUGUACUCGACUGGUCCAUUGAAAAUUGUUCCUUACUAUGACACCAGCUACAGUGAUGCCGUGAAGAAGCAAGUCGACGUUUGGACCAAAAAUCCAAUUGAGAAGAUUAAAAAUCACCCCGACAUCGAUACCAAUUUGCAUGUAUGGCAAUUGAUUGAAGUGCUAACAAAAUUGGUACAGAAUCCAGACAAUGUAAUCACCGAAGCGUGGAUUAGUUUAUUAGAAACUACAUAUGGAUUCGUUGGAACUCGCAAUUCAGAGUAUUUGUUUAAAUUAGCCCGUCUCUAUGUUAAAGGACGAUUGUUCAAUCGUUUGAAUCAAGUGUUCAACUUCUUGAACAGCAAUUUCCGUAUGAAGUACGUGCGACCGAUUUAUCGGGAUUUGGAGAAGUGGGCGGAAGCCAAACCACUUGCCAUCGAAAAUUUCCAAAAAGUUCAAUCGCAAAUGAUGAAAUUCUGCGCUCAAUUGGUUGCUAAAGAUCUUGGCAUCACAAUCGAUAUGUGAAAUAGCAUCUAGGGGAUAUCCAUGUGAAUUAGAAUUAGCACAUUAGCAAAAAAAAUAGGGAAAUUUACAUGAAGAAAAUAGCAAAAUUAGCAAUAAAUAGCAGAAUUAGCA
This is a messenger RNA of Contarinia nasturtii (swede midge), 804 nucleotides long. RefSeq names its product leucine aminopeptidase 2-like. The annotation marks the transcript as partial. Gene Ontology annotation, cellular component: cytosol. Lineage: Eukaryota; Metazoa; Arthropoda; Insecta; Diptera; Cecidomyiidae. The record is from RefSeq and is a predicted model, not a curated record. Gene Ontology annotation, biological process: peptide catabolic process. The transcript is spliced from 2 exons. Gene Ontology annotation, molecular function: epoxide hydrolase activity; zinc ion binding; metallopeptidase activity.